Salvia miltiorrhiza (redroot sage) is the source of this 966-nucleotide messenger RNA. RefSeq lists its product as uncharacterized. The transcript has a single exon. Bases 1 to 966 code for a protein of 321 amino acids. Lineage: Eukaryota; Viridiplantae; Streptophyta; Magnoliopsida; Lamiales; Lamiaceae. The record is from RefSeq and is a predicted model, not a curated record.
AUGACUUUCAUCCAGGGAGCUGACGAGCCUUUUCAUGAGGCAUGGGAAAGAUUCCAAGAAUUACUCCGGCAGUGUCCGCAGCAUCAGCUGGCUCCUGCAAUGUUGAGCCAAUUUUUCUAUGAUGGAUUGAUCCACACCUCCCAAUUUAUGGUGGACAGCACUGCAGGAGGGAACAUCGCCAGAAAAACCGCAGCUGAACUUAAUCAGAUUUUUCAGACACUGGCGGAGAGUUCACAGCGGAAGACCACUCGGGGACGACGGGUGGAGGCAAAUGCAGUAGGACCAAAUUGCGAGCUGCAAAAGCAGAUGGCCACUAUGAUGAGAGAGUUACAACAGCUCAAGAUGAGCAAGGUGGAAAAUCCACCCGUUCCAGUGCAGAAUGCAGAAGGCUGUGGAAUCUGUGGUGAUUUUGGCCAUGGAGCCAAUAAUUGUCACAGAAUGGGAGAAUUUCCACCAGAAGGACAAGCUGAGACUUAUGCAGUCCAAGGACACUACAAUUCUGGUUGGCGGAAUCAAGCUCCUAGCGGGUCAGGGUCAAGCCAAGGAAAUCAGUUUCGCAGACCACCGCAGCAGAUGGGAUAUCAGAAUCAGCCGCAAUAUUUUCCACCUCAACAAAAUUUUUCUAUGCUAUUGCAGCAGCCGCCUCAACCCAUGGGACCUUCAUUGGAGGACACGAUGCAGUCAUUUAUGCAAGCUAGCAAGCAAGCAAUGGAGGCUCAGAAUGCUACCAUUAAGCGCCUUGAGAAUACAGUCGGGCAACUCACAGGAGCUUUGAAUCAGUUGCAGCAGUCGCAGCAAACUGAAAACCCACAGCUGCAUCAAGCUCAUGCUAUUGAGCUUGUCGAGGAAGAUGCCCACAGAACCGCGGGGAAGUGGAGGAGUAAAACGGUGGAAGCUAUGAAGAUCAAUCAACAGCCCAGUCCACCUCUGCCGCAGGUUCAGUCCACCCAACCUUUACCGAAGUAA